AUGUUGACUUUCCCAAAGAAUGAAGCUUUGUGUGUCCUUUGGAUUUCCUGUAUUUUCAUCUCCGUACUGGUUCAGCAAGGAACCGGAGCUUUUCAGUGUGACAAUGGGGUCUCUUUGCCUCUUGACAAUGUGUGUGACUUCACAGAUCAGUGUGGUGACAUGAGCGAUGAACAGCAAUGCUCGGAUUAUGAAAGAUGUGAUUUUGAGGAUGGGCUCUGUAGUAUGAUACGAGAUCAGAGUCUGCAACAUGGCUGGACAAAGAGGAAUGGGGUGAUCGGCCAGUCACCUCCAUUUUAUGAUCACAAUGGUGAUACAUCUGCUCACUUCCUCUCAUUGGUCUCUAACUUGGAUUCUACUUCCUCAAACAUAAGCAGCAGAGUUUUUCUUCCAACGAAUAACCAACAUGCUUGUCAGAUUACAUUUUAUUACUUCUCCAGCCAAAUGAAUGGCAAGUUAAUGGCUGGCUUUCAAACUACCUGUGGUGGCCCUAUACAGCAUUUAUGGCAAAACACUGCUGGGCUCCAGAAUCGUUGGGAGAGGAACGUCAUCAAAAUUCAGAGUCCCCAGAGGUUUCAGGUUGUUUUUCAAGGCCAGAUGAUUUCAGCUCAGGAUGAAGCCAUAGCUAUUGACGAUCUAUCUUUCAGCUCAGGCUGCUUGCCAGCAGAUGAUGACAUUUUGCCAUGUCAAGAGGCAUCGAAUACUGAGAAGGAACUAUGCCAUCCAGAUAGAAGUCUCUGCAGAUUUGAUUCUACAGAUGAAGGAUUGAGGUUGUGUCAAGCCUGUGGAUUUGCAUUUGACAUGUGUGACUGGGUAUCAGAACCAACUGCUGGGCAAACUUCCUGGAUGCGCACAAAAGCAAGAGAAAUUCCUGUGUUAGAAUAUACACCUCAACAAGAUCAGAGCAGUGAUGAUGAAGGUUACUGUCUAUGGGUAGGGGCUAAGCAAGCUUCUACUCUUAACCAUUUAGACAGCAGGGCUUAUCUGAAUAGCUCCGUGUGUCACUGCCUGGGCAGGAGCUGCCAUCUUCAAUUCUAUUACUCUAUGGAAAACAGUGUUCUCAGAGUAGGACUGUCUAAUGAUAAGGAAGAAGAAACAUUUUGGAUAUACAACACAUCAACUCACAGAAAAUGGGUGAAAGUGGAUGUGGUAAUACCAGAAGAACUGAAGACAUUUAAGAUUAUUUUUGAAGGGACUAUUUUGAGCCAGAAAGGUUUUAUUGGGCUUGAUGACCUGUGGGUCUACGCCUGUGCCCAGGCCUCGUCCAGACAACUUUGCUCUGCAGAUGAAUUCACCUGUGCCAGCGGCCAGUGCAUUGCUCAAGAAUUGGUUUGUGACUCUUGGCAGGACUGUUCUGAUAAGAGUGAUGAGGACCCGACAACUUGCUCCAGUCAUCUCAGGUGUGACUUUGAGUCUGGUUUCUGCGGCUGGGAGCCAUUUCUCACAGAAGAUUCACACUGGGAAUUCGUGAAAGUAUUGCCCAGUUCAGACCACCUUCCUGAUGCUGAGCACCCAACAAACACAAAUCAUGGAUCAUUUAUUUAUUUUGGGGCACAUCAACCACCUGCAGUGGCCAAGCUUGGAAGUCCUGUUCUUACAAGAUCAGUCACUGCCUCUACCCCAUGUCAGGUGCAGUUUUGGUAUCAUUUGUCUCAGCAUUCACGUCUCUCACUUUUUACAAGAACAUCUCUGAAUGGUGAUUUGCAGAAGCACAGUGAUCUAAUCGGCAUCUCUGAAUCUCAAUGGCGACAAGCAAAAAUCAAUCUCAUUGCAAAGGCUGGAGAAUCUACUCUCCCUUUUCAGUUAAUUUUGGAAGCUACAGUUUUAUCAUCAAAUGCUACUGUUGCUUUAGAUGACAUCGAUGUAUCCCAGGAAUGUGAAAUUUCAUAUAAGACACUUUCAGGUACUAGUGUGCAAAGCAAAGCUGGACUUGUGCCACAUGAGGACACAGGCUGGACUUCAUCCAGCAGGGUAUAUGAUUUCACAUCUGACUGUCCAGAUGGAGCGGAGGAAGCUAAGUGUGUUACCGAAUGUGACUUUGAAACAGAUAGCUGUGGUUGGUUUGAAGCAGUCCAUGGUGAUGAUUUUGAGUGGACCUGGAGCUCUAGAAGUAACCUCUCUGCUGAAUUUGAGGAUCAGGCUCCACCUCGGGAUCACACUCACAACACAUCUCAGGGGCACUUUAUGUUCAUUCUGAAGAAAAGCAACAGCUUAUCACAAAUUGCUAAAGUCCAGAGCCCAACUUUCAGCCAGACAGGACCUGGAUGCACUCUUUCCUUCUGGUUUUAUAACUAUGGCCUAUCAGUGGGGGCAGCUGAGUUACAGCUACACAUGGAAAAUUCCAGCGAGUCCACGGUACUCUGGAGAGUAUUGUAUAACCAGGGUGACCAGUGGUCACAGGUAGUUGUUCAGCUUGGACGUCUUACUCAGCCCUUCCAUUUGUUGAUACAUAAAGUCAGUCUUGGCAUUUAUGUUGGUGUCUCAGCGAUUGAUGAUAUCAGAUUUGAAAACUGUCUUCUUCCACCCCCCUCGAAGAGCUGCGAAGGGCCAGAUCAUUUCUGGUGCCUGCACACUAGGACUUGUGUAAAAAAACUUCAAUUAUGCGAUCUGGUGGAUGAUUGUGGUGAUUAUACUGAUGAGGUCAAUUGUGUACCCGAACUUCAGUGUAACUUUGAAAAUGGACUUUGUAACUGGGAACAAGAUACAGAAGAUGAUUUUGACUGGACUCGGUACCAGGGCCCAACAUCAACGCUUAAUACAGGGCCGAUGAAGGAUAACACUUUGGGCACAGCUCAAGGACACUAUCUGUACAUUGAAUCAUCCGAACCACAGGUUUUCCAGCACCGAGCUGCUCUGCUCAGCCCGAUCCUUAAUGCCACUGAUGCGGAGGGCUGCACCUUCCGCUUGUACUACCACAUGUUCGGAAAGCACAUUUAUAGGCUGGCCGUCUACCAGCGAGUCUGGAACAACACAAGAGGACAGCUGCUGUGGCAUAUAUUUGGGAAUCAAGGCUCCAUUUGGAUACGGAAAUCUCUCAGCCUUUUCAGCAGGCAGCCUUUUCAGAUUUUGGUGGAGGCUUCAGUGGGAGAUGGCUUUACUGGAGACAUUGCAAUUGAUGACUUGUCAUUUAUGGACUGCACUCUCUACCCUGGUCAUUUACCUGUGAAACUUCCAACUCCACCAGAAACUACAGUUCCAGUAACACUGCCUCCACACAACUGUACAGACAGUGAAUUUGUUUGCAGGUCUGAUGGUCAGUGUGUUGAAAAUAUCCAGAAAUGUGAUUUUAGAUAUGACUGCCCUGACCAAUCAGAUGAAUCCUCCUGUGCUAUGGACAUUUGCAGUUUUGAAAAAGGAAGCCUGUGUAAAUGGUACCAGCCAAUCUCAGAAAAAUUAAUUCAAGAUUCAAACACAUUCAGAUGGGGACUUGGUAAUGGAACCAGUAUUCAUCAUGGUGAGGAAAAUCACAGGCCAUCGGUGGAUCAUACAACAAAUACUGCAGACGGCUGGUACCUGUAUGCUGAUAGUUCAAAUGGAAAAUUUGGUGACAUGGCUGAUAUCCUUACUCCUGUCAUUUCACGCACGGGACCAAAAUGUACCCUGGUGUUCUGGACUCAUAUGAAUGGUGCCACAGUUGGUUCUCUCCAGGUACUCAGCAAGAAAGACAAUGUUACUUCUAAACUGUGGGCUCAAAGUGGACAGCAAGGUGCACAGUGGAAAAAAGUGGAGUUGUUUUUAGGUGUUCAUUCCCAUAUACAGAUUAUCUUCAGGGCAAAACGUGGUAUCAGUUACAUAGGAGAUGUAGCAGUGGAUGAUAUUUCCUUUCAAGAUUGUUCCCCACAUCUAAGCGCAAACAGAACAUGUACUGCUCAAGAAUUCACGUGCGCUAACAAGCACUGCAUUGCCAAGGACAAGCUAUGUGAUUUUGUGAAUGACUGUGCUGAUAAUUCAGAUGAGACUCCUUUCAUCUGUGGUGCCUCCAGGGGGCGCUGUGAUUUUGAGUUUGAUCUUUGUUCCUGGGAGCAGGAGCAGGAUGAUGACUUUGACUGGAAUCUGAAGGCGAGCAAUGUCCCUGCUACAGGCACAGAGCCAGCGGCUGACCACACCUUGGGAAAUUCAUCUGGCCAUUACAUCUUUAUAAAGAGCUUGUUCCCUCAGCAGCCCAUGAGGGCAGCCAGGAUUUCAAGUCCAGUCAUAAGUAGGAGAAGCAAAAACUGUAAGAUAAUUUUUCAUUACCACAUGUAUGGACAUGGCAUUGGAGCGCUCACCUUGAUCCAGGUAUCAGUCUCAAACCAAACGAAGGUCCUACUUAACCUCACUGUAGAACAAGGCAAUUUCUGGCAGCGGAAAGAGCUAGCCCUGUCUGGUGAUGAGGACUUCCAACUCAAGUUUGAAGGCCGCGUUGGGAAGGGCCACCGCGGUGAUAUUGCACUGGACGACAUUGUGCUGACAAAGAACUGUCUAUCUUCCCAUCACUCCAUGAAAGAAGAACUCUCAGUGCCUCUUCCAACAGGUUACUGUCCACUUGGCUAUCGGGAAUGCCAGAAUGGCAAAUGUUUUAAACUGGAGCAGAGCUGUAAUUUUGUAGAUGACUGUGGAGAUUAUACUGAUGAAAAUGAAUGUGGUGGCUCCUGUACUUUUGAAAAAGGCUGGUGUGGUUGGCAAAACUCCUUGGCUGAAAACUUCGAUUGGGUGUUGGGGGUCGGCUCUCCACGAAGUCUAAGACCUCCCAGAGACCACACACUUGGAAAUGAAAAUGGGCACUUCCUGUAUCUGGAAGCUACUCCAGUGGGCCUGCGGGGUGAAGAAGCACACCUCAAGAGUGGCCUGUGGCAAGAAUCCAGUGCUGCCUGCACCAUGAGCUUCUGGUAUUUCAUAUCCACAAAAGCCACAGGGUCCAUUCAGAUCCUCAUUAAGACAGAGAAAGGACUAUCAAAAGUAUGGGAAGAAAAUAAGCAGAACUCUGGUGAUCGCUGGCAAAAGGCUGUCAUCCUUCUAGGAAAGUUAAGGAAUUUCGAAGUCAUAUUUCAAGGUCUCCGUACACGGGAUCUGGGAGGAGGAGCUGCAAUUGAUGACAUUGAAUUUGAAAACUGCAUGACUGUGGGAGAGACUUCUGAGAUUUGUCCAGAGGCCACUGAUUUUGUGUGCCACAACAAGAAGUGUAUUGCAUCCCACCUUGUCUGUGACUAUAAACCAGACUGCUCUGAUGGGUCUGAUGAAGCUCACUGUGGCCAAUAUACAGGCACAGCAGGAAGCUGCAAUUUUGAAACAACUUCAGGAAACUGGACCACAGCUUGCCAUCUUACUCAAGAGUCUCAAGAUGACUUGGAUUGGGCCAUUGGCAGUAAAAUUCCUACAGAAGCAUUGAGUCCAGACCCUGAUCACACACCAGGUAGUGGUCAACACUUCCUGUUUGUCAACUCAUCUGGCCCCAAAGAAGGAUACACUGCAAGAAUCACCACGUCCCAAUACUUCCCAGCAAGCCUCGGAACGUGUGCUGUUCGGUUCUGGUUCUAUAUGGUUGAUCCCAGGAGCACAGGAGUCUUAAAGGUGUAUACUGUUGACGAAUCUGGACUAAACAUCCUCAUGUGGUCCAUGAUUGGCAAUAAACGAACUGGUUGGAUGUACGGACAUGUUCCUCUCUCGAGUAACAGUCCAUUUAAAGUGGCAUUUGAAGCUGAUUUGAGUGGAAAAGAGAACAUCUUUAUUGCCCUUGAUGACAUCUCUUUUACCCCAGAAUGUGUAUUUGGAGGUCUUGUCACAAUACAGCCAUCACUGUGUGAAGCUGAUCAGUUUUCUUGUAUCUACGCUGUCCAGUGUGUCCCUCUUGCAAGGAAAUGUAAUGGACAGGAAGACUGCACAGAUGGAUCUGAUGAAAUGGACUGUCCUAUCAGCCCCCUUCCCCAGCUCUGUGGUCAAACAGAAUUCCAGUGCUCCACCCAUGAGUGUAUCCCGUCCCUCCUGCUUUGUGAUGGAGUGCCUGACUGCUACUUUAAUGAAGACGAAUCUGGCUGCUCCGACACGAGCUGUUCUCAUGGAGCUUUGACCUGCUCCUCUUCUAACAGCUGUAUCCCAGUGCACAAGCGCUGUGAUGGUUUUGCUGACUGCAUGGAUUUCCAACCUGAUGAAUCCAGCUGCCUAGAGUGUCCAAGAGGUUACUGCAGAAAUGGUGGGACUUGUGUGGUGGAGAAAAAUGGUCCAUUGUGUCGAUGUGCACAAGGUUGGAAGGGAAAUCGUUGCCACAUCAAGGUUAACCCACCGACUGCUGAUUUCACGAACACUCAGAACAAUAUAUGGACCCUCCUGGGUAUUGGAUUAGCUUUACUGAUAGCUCAUAUUACACUAGCGGUCUUGUGUUUUCUUGCCAACAAAAAAGUACCAGUAAGGAAAACUAAAAGAAGUAUUAACCGUGCAUUUGUUAAUCCAGUUUAUGGGAACUGGAGCAACUCAGAGAAAACAGAGAGUUCUAUAUACUCCUUCUCAAAUCCAUUAUAUGACACAAUAUCAGGAAGACUGGAGACUAUAUCUAAUCGUCUCAAAUAG
Messenger RNA from Budorcas taxicolor (takin), 6540 nucleotides. RefSeq names its product MAM and LDL receptor class A domain containing 1 (gene MALRD1). The record is from RefSeq and is a predicted model, not a curated record. Gene Ontology annotation, cellular component: membrane. Lineage: Eukaryota; Metazoa; Chordata; Mammalia; Artiodactyla; Bovidae. The transcript has 41 exons. Gene Ontology annotation, molecular function: protein binding. The coding region runs from base 1 to 6540 and encodes 2179 amino acids.